Molecule: messenger RNA, 563 nt
Organism: Vanessa atalanta (red admiral)
Lineage: Eukaryota; Metazoa; Arthropoda; Insecta; Lepidoptera; Nymphalidae
Gene: RpL26
Product: 60S ribosomal protein L26
Exons: 4
Coding region: 81-527 (148 amino acids)
Biological process (GO): cytoplasmic translation; ribosomal large subunit biogenesis
Cellular component (GO): cytosolic large ribosomal subunit; ribosome
Molecular function (GO): RNA binding; structural constituent of ribosome
Source: RefSeq, a predicted model, not a curated record
UAAUAUGUCUCCUUGUUUAUAAUCUGUAUGUCUUUUUUAACUUGAUUCUUUGCCGUGUCGUUUCGGCGAAGAGUGCCAGUAUGAAGUACAAUAAGCUGGUAACGUCCUCCAGGAGGAAAAACAGGAAGAGGCAUUUCAGCGCCCCUUCACAUAUCAGAAGAGUUCUGAUGUCUUCUCCUUUAUCCAAGGAACUGAGGCAAAAGUUCAAUGUUAAAUCUAUGCCAAUCCGCAAAGACGACGAAGUUCAGGUUGUACGAGGACAUUACAAAGGCCAGCAGGUUGGCAAAGUUGUCCAAGUGUACCGUAAGAAGUUUGUUGUGUACAUUGAGAGGAUCCAGAGAGAGAAGGCUAACGGUGCCAGUGCUUAUGUUGGUAUCCACCCCUCUAAGUGUGUUAUUGUGAAACUAAAGAUGAACAAGGAUCGUAAAGCCAUCUUAGACCGUAGAGCAAAGGGCAGAUUCGCAGCUCUCGGUGCAGACAAGGGCAAAUACACAGAGGAGACUGCCACCGCAAUGGAGGCCUCGUAAACAUAGAUUUAAGACCAAUAAAAUACUAAAACUCCA